AUGCAGCCAGGAGCGACGGUGGUUCUUGCCACGGUCUGGCUGGCGGUGUAUGCGAACCUGGUGGGGACACUCCGCAUUAACUUCACCGCCGAUCAAUACUCCCCUUUGGCCCCGCAACACCAGCGGCAUGAAGUUUAUCGAAGAGCCGAGGGCCAACCUUCGGAGUGGAAGGAUCCGAAUUCGGGCUCCCAGGAACAAUCCCACGAGAGCGAGUACCUCGGGAGCGACUCGCUGCUCGCUCGCCGGUCACGGGACAACGCCGCCGACGAUUUUUCACCCUUGGUCGAAGAUAAGCGGCCCGAAUACACGGACAGGAGGGCUGAUAACAGAGGGACGAAGGGUGCGCUGGAGUCGGCGCAGCGCGAGCUGUCGCCGCCGGCGGUGUUCGAGGACCAAUUCGUGGCCGACGACACGUUCCAGGAUCAAGGGCCAGGCUCCGUGGAAAUAUACAAAUUGGACGUGUUCCGGGUGAACUCGCUGCUGAGCCCGUCGCCGAGCAUCGUCACGGGAUUCCCGUUGCCGAAUAAGGGCAAGAAUAAAGCGCCGAAGAAGACCAGCCACGCGAGCUGGAAAACGUCGAAAACGCCGGACUACGACAAAGCCACCAGCCUGCUGAACACGCUUCGCAAACAGUCGAACUCGUUCGACGAUCUCAGCACCGAGGUGCCGGCGAACACGGACCUAUUCGGCAUCGGGGGGGUGCCGGAGUUGCAAGUCGGCUGCGAGGGAUUGGAAGCUGCGGAGUCGGAUCACGGGAGAGAGAGGAGAUCGAUAGACUCGGCUCUCACUGGCGGAGAUAAGAAUCCAAAGAGGGAGGUGGAUUCCUCGUGGGUGGACGUGACUCCGAUAUCGUUGAACCUGGACUACGAGCUGUCUGGCGAGGACGGCUACGAGGAGGAGAUGGACGAGCUGCUGAAGCUAAAGAAAUUGGAGAGUACGACGAAGCGUAGCAGACAGAACAGAGGCGACAUGGACGCGACUCUUCUUCAUUCGGAGUUCCACCAAGGCACCAAGGGACGAGCCGAGAAAUUGCCUGUUCGCGGUGACUUGGGCAAGUCUAGCGUGAGCAACGAGUCGUCGGCGUCGUCUAUAGACUGGCAAAGUAAUCGGCAGGUAGAAGAAAAGACGAGGCUGGCUAACGACAAGGCUUUGCGUUUUAACGAAGGGAAGCGAGACGAUUAUGCUGGCGCGGCUAGGUCCGAUGAUGGGACGUCGGCGGGUAAUCAACGUCGCAAGAUAUUGUGGCUCGAGAAGCCUGAGAACGUUGUCGAGCAACGGCUCAUAGGAAACGAGAAGGAGAACGGGGAACGUCGCGAACGCGAUACUUGGGGUUUCGGCGAGGACGAGGGCGUGGUGUCUAGCGACGAGUUGCAAACGGAGAAUCAGCGACGAAGACUGGCCAACGAGAGGCGGAAUAUGAUCCGUCAGGAGGAAUUAAGAAGAAGCGAGGAGCAACGUAGAAGAGCCGAGGAGAUGUUGAGGCGGAAUCAAAUCGAGAAUCGGACGAACAGCGACAUCGAGAGAAUUCGGCAGGAAUACGAGAGAGGAUUGAGUGAGAAGGAGAGAGAGGAGGAAGAAAGGAGGCGGCAGUUGCAGCAGUCGAACAGGUGGCAGCUGGACGAGGAGCAUAGACGCCGCUUACAGGAGGAAAUAUCGAGGAGAAAUCGAUUGGAGGGGCAACGUCGGACGCAAGAAUUCGAGGCUCUCAGAAGACGCGAGACUGUGAUACAGAGGCCUGCGUCCGAGGAGGAAAGAAAACGGCAGUGGCAACAGGCGAUAGAAGCGAGAAGACGCGAGGAGGACCGUCUGCGGGAGGAGGAUGAACGACGAAGGUUCCGGGAGGAAGAGGCGCGUCGUAAAUGGGAUGAAGAGCUAAGGCGAAGGCAGCAGGAGCAGGACAGAAGAAGCCUGGAAGAUAGAAGAAGGGAGUGGAUGCUGAAACGCAAACAGGAAGAGGAAGAAGAGAAAAGAAGACAUCAACAAAGUAGAAACGAGCCCUCGAACUUGUUAUAUCCAUCGCGAAGUAAUAAAUCGUACGAUCGAGAAACGGAAAGACGAUUGAGGGAACAACAGGAGAGAGAACGUCAUCGAAAGUUGAACGAGUACAUUCAACGUAACCAACCGAUCAAGGUAAACAGUUCGAUCGACCGGCAAAGGGAAGAAGCGAACGAGAGGAGGCAGGAAGAGGAACGACGUAGAAAGGAGGAGCAACAACAAAGAGUGGAAGUGGAGCGCAAGUUGCAGGACUACGUUCGAAGGAAUCAACCGGUGCGCGUUCCGAAAUUGAACGAAUCGUACGACAGGAACUGGUUGGAGUACAGGAGGAGAUUAGACGAAGCGAGGCAACGUAAUCAGUCGCGAUAUACGGGCCCGGGAGACGGAAGAAGAAAUCACGGGCCGUCAGCCCCGACGAAUAUCGAUCCACGAUAUUACGUGGACGACGCGAGGAGAGAGGCAGCCAGAAGGAUCGAGAAGGAGGAGGAGAGGAUUCGCGAGCGACAGAGGCAGCUAGAGCAGCAAGAGCAGCUAAGGAGGUACGCUCUGAGGCGAGAAGAAGAGGCUCGAAGGAUGCAAUCGAGAAAAUACGAGGAGGAACGAAAGAGGCAGGAGUCGGUGAGGUUAGAAGCGGAGAGGAGAGCGAAAGAGCUGCAGGAAGAGGAGGCCAGGAGGAACCAGGCUGGGAGGAGACCGUUGGAAAAUACGAGACCAAGCUACGAGAAUCGUAGACGAUUCGACGACUACAGAAGGGGACAAGACACGAGUCUUAUUCCAACCAAUUUAGUUUUGAACGAGUCCAGGAGAGCCACGGAGAGACAAAGACAGGAGCAAGAGAGAAAGCGGCUCGAAGCUGAAAGGCAAAGAGCGAAAGAGACGAGGGAGAAGGAGGAGCGUGACAGGGUCAUGAAAGAGCACCGGAGACGGCAGGAAGAGGCCAGGCUGAAUGCGUUGCCCGUGAGCGCGAGCAUAAUAGUCCAACCGGCAGCACCAAACCUGUUAUCGAGGAUAAAUAUCCCGCGACUGAACCCAUACGAAGAAGGGAUAAAAGUGCCAAACUUUCCAGUGUCACCCACUCGACGACCACCUGUAAAAAGUCCAUCACCCUGCGUCUGGGCGGUUGUCCAUUGUUGCCCGUCGAAAGUCAAUCGUCUAAUUACGUGUUUCGAAUCGAUGGGCUGUCCCGGUAUCAAUUGGGAGCCCAGUCCUUGCAGAGCUAGCAUCACGCAAGCUGCUAAAAACCAGGUGGCGAAAUUUUACGCGGAAACCGAGGACCAGGAUGAAUACGAUUAUCCUUAA
This is a messenger RNA of Heterotrigona itama, 3294 nucleotides long. The record is from the annotation of a GenBank genome assembly. Lineage: Eukaryota; Metazoa; Arthropoda; Insecta; Hymenoptera; Apidae.